AUGGCAGGUCGCCGGUGGGCUGCGACGUCAGCCCUCUGCGUGUGCGUGGCAGCCGUGUCCCUCCUGCACACCGGCGGGGUGCGGGCAGACUGCUGGCUCAUCGAGGGGGACAAGGGCUUCGUGUGGUUGGCCAUCUGCAGCCAAAACCAGCCCCCCUAUGAGUCCAUCCCCCAGCAAAUCAACAGCACCAUCGUGGACUUGCGGCUGAACGACAACAAGAUCAAGAGCGUGCAGUACGCUUCGCUCAGCCGCUUUGGCAACCUGACAUACCUCAACCUGACGAAGAACGAGAUCUCCUACAUCGAGGAUGGUGCCUUUUCAGGACAGUUCAACCUCCAGGUGCUGCAGCUGGGUUACAACCGACUGAGGAACCUCACCGAGGGCAUCCUCCGGGGCCUGGGGAAGCUGGAGUACCUCUAUCUCCAGGCCAACCUCAUCGAGUCCAUCACCCCCAAUGCCUUCUGGGAGUGCCCCAACAUAAUGAACAUUGACCUGUCCAUGAACAGGAUCCAGAGACUUGACAGCAACACCAACACGUUUCGGGGCCUAAACAAGCUCUCUGUCUGUGAACUCUACAGUAACCCCUUCUACUGCUCCUGCGAGCUCCUCGGCUUCCUGCAAUGGCUGGAAGCAUUCACCAACAUGACACGCACCUAUGACCGGAUGCAGUGCGACUCCCCCCCCGACUACACGGGCUACUACUUGUUAGGCCAAGGCCGGACCAGCUACCGCAAUGCUCUGAGCAUGCUCUCUUCCCUUUGCACUGGUGGCUCCUACACUGUGAUUCCUCGUUUUAUCCCUCCCAGGUACCAGGUGACCACGGUGCCCUCUGAAAUCCCCUGCUCCGAGGAGGAGUGCUCCUCCGGCGAUGGCACAACGCCGCAGUUCUCCCUCUUCACACCCAUCGGCGAAACGGAGGUGCGCCCCAACAUCCAGGUGAAGCACCUCAACCACAACUCGGCCGUCCUCACCGUGCAGAUCCCCUACCCGUUCAGCAAGAUGUAUAUCCUCUCCCAGUUCGAAAACGGCUUCUCCUCCAUGAUCACCAAGCUCAGGAAGAAGGAGGAGAACAUCACCGUGAGCAACCUAGUAGCACAAAGAGAUUACACCUACUGUGUAGUCUCCGUCCACCAAUACUCCAAGUACAACCACACCUGCGUCACCAUCACACCCACCAGACCCAACCGCAAGGAGACAGUGCCCACCCCUUCCACUGCCACUCAUUAUAUCAUGACAAUCCUGGGCUGUCUCUUUGGCAUGGUCAUUGUUCUGGGCGUUGUGUAUUACUGUCUGCGGAAGAGGCGCCAGCAGGAGGAGAAGCACAAAAAGGCUGCCGGCAGCAUGAAGAAGACCAUCAUUGAGCUGAAAUAUGGGCCAGAAAUGGAGACCACCAGCAUCACCCAGCUGUCCCAAGGACAGAUGCUGGGUGGGGAGACGGUGACCCGCAUCCCCUACCUGCCUUCUGCUGGUGAGGUCGAGCAGUACAAGCUGAUUGACAGCAGUGAGACCCCUAAGGCCACCAAGGGCAACUACAUGGAGGUGAGGACGGGUGAGCAGCCUGAGCGGAGAGACUGCGAGCUGUCCCUGCCGCCGGACACCCAGAGCUCUGUGGCCGAGAUCUCCACCAUUGCCAAGGAGGUGGACAAGGUGAACCAGAUCAUCAACAACUGCAUCGAUGCCUUGAAAUCCGAGUCCACCUCCUUCCAAGGGGUGAAAUCGGGGGCAGUCUCCACAGUGGAGCCUCAGCUGGUGCUCUUAUCAGAGCAGAUCCCCAGCAAGCACGGAUUCCUUUCCCCUGUCUACAAGGAAAGCUACAACCACCCUCUCCAGCGACACCACAGCAUGGAGGCGGCCCCCAAACGCUCCAGCACCUCUUCCAGUGGCUCCAUACGGAGCCCCAGGUCCUACCGCUCCGAGGGAUCGGGCCACAAAUCAGAAGCCAAAUACAUUGAGAAGACGUCCCCCACCACUGACACCAUCCUCACUGUGACACCGGCCGCGGCCAUCCUGCGGGCAGAAGCGGAGAAGAUCCGUCAGUACAGCGAACACCGGCACUCGUACCCCAGCUCGCACCAAGGGGAGCAGCAUGACAGCAUGGUGGGGCGAAAGCCCUCCAUCCUGGAGCCUCUGACCCGUCCUCGCCCCAGAGACCUGGCCUAUUCCCAGCUCUCGCCUCAGUAUCACAACCUGAGCUACACCUCCAGCCCAGAGUACACCUGCAAACCAUCGCACAGCAUCUGGGAGCGCUUCAAACUCAACCGCAAGCGGCACAAAGACGAGGAGGAGUAUAUGGCAGCCGGCCAUGCCCUACGCAAAAAGGUCCAGUUUGCCAAAGACGAGGAUCUUCACGACAUCUUAGACUACUGGAAGGGCGUCUCUGCCCAGCAAAAGUCUUGA
Messenger RNA from Nestor notabilis (Kea), 2397 nucleotides. It is a transcript of the gene ELFN1, whose product is annotated as extracellular leucine-rich repeat and fibronectin type III domain containing 1. Gene Ontology annotation, molecular function: protein binding. The transcript is spliced from 2 exons. The coding region runs from base 1 to 2397 and encodes 798 amino acids. Lineage: Eukaryota; Metazoa; Chordata; Aves; Psittaciformes; Psittacidae. Gene Ontology annotation, cellular component: plasma membrane. The record is from RefSeq and is a predicted model, not a curated record.